CAGAGGUGCUGCAGGAGGAGGAGCAACACAGGUAGCUUCAGUGUAGCAUUCCUGAAGUAAAACGCAUUGUUGUUCGGAGCUGCAGUCAGUCAAGGCAUGUCUCUGGGUUUUCUGUCUGACGAAAUAUUAUACUAAGUUCAUCAGGUCUUCUCAACAACUUACUCUAAUACUGACAUGUCUUCUGUCAGCUGCCUGCUAUAUGAAGAUCAGUUCCUCUGCUCCAUCUGUCUGGAUGUGUUCAGGGAUCCAGUCAGCACACCAUGUGGACACAACUUCUGUAAUACCUGCAUCAUUGACCACUGGAAUAGUAAUGACAAAUACCAGUGUCCUAUGUGUAAAGAGGCUUUUGCCACAAGACCAGAUUUGAAAGUGAAUACUUUACUCUCUGAGAUGGUGGCUCAAUUCAGACAGUCGGCUCAACAGAAAGCCAGAAACAGCCGCAGCAGCAGCUCAGAGCAACAAGUCUUCAAACCAGGAGAAGUUCCCUGUGACGUCUGCACUGAAACCAAACUGAAGGCCCUAAAGUCCUGCCUGGUGUGUCUGACCUCCUACUGUGAGACUCACCUGGAGCCUCAUCUGACAGCUUCAAGCCUGAAAAGACAUCAGCUGACCGACCCUGUGGAGAACCUGGAAGACAGGAUGUGUCUGAAGCACGAUAAACCUCUGGAGCUGUUCUGUAAGACCGACCAGACAUUUGUGUGUCUGCUAUGCCAUGUUUCAGACCACAAGAUGCAUGAUGUGGUUCCUCUGGAAAAAGAAUAUGGAGAAAAGAAGGUCAAACUGUGGAAGAUAGAGGCGGAAAUUGAGCAGAUCAUCCAGAAAAGACAACUGAAGAUUCAGGAGAUCACACGGUCAGUCGACCUUGGUAAAGAAGAUGCAGACAGAGAGGUAGCAGAAGGUGUUCGGGUCUUCACUGCUCUAAAGGAUUCUGUUGAGAGAGGACUAAACGAGCUCAUUCAAACGAUAGAAGUGAGUCAGGAAAUGGCACAGAAACAGGCUGAGGGUUUAAUCAAAGAGCUGGAACAGGAAAUCUCUGAGCUGAAGAAGAGAAGCUCUGAGGUUGAGCAUCUCGUACGCUCUAAAGACUACCUCCAUCUUCUCCGAAGCUUCCAGUCCUUUAAAUCUCCUCCCCAUACAAAGGACUGGACAGAGGUCAGUGUCUGUCAAUCAUACGAGGGGAAUGUAGUAAGAAAUGUGCGCCAGCUGGAGGAGACAAUCAGUAAAGAGAUUUUGAAGCUGCUUCCUGUGGCUGAGCUGAAGAGGGUCCAGAGGUGCGCAGUGGAUGUGACUCUUGAUCCUGAUACAGCACAAGCUGAACUCAGACUGUCUGAUGAUAAGAAAGAAGUAAAUCAUUGUGGUGGGAAGAAGAAGAAUCUCCCGGACAAUCCAGAGAGAUUUACUAAUCGUACUUUUGUUUUAGGAAAGCAGGGUUUCUCUGCAGGCAAAUUCUACUAUGAAGUUCAAGUUAAGGGGAAGAUAAACUGGGAUUUAGGAGUGGUCAGAGAGUCGAUCAAUAGGAAGGGAGGAAUCUCAAUGAGCCCUCAGUAUGGCUAUUGGGCGAUAUGUUUGAGAAAUGGAAAUAGGUACAAUGCUCAUGCGGACCCUCCAGUCGGCCUCUCUCUGAGGUCUCAGCCUCAGAAGGUGGGGGUGUUUGUGGAUUAUGAGGAGGGUCUGGUCUCCUUUUAUGACGUAGAUGCUGCAGCUCUUAUCUACUCCUUCACUGGCUGCUCCUUCAAAGGGAAACUGUUACCGUUCUUCAGCCCCUGUAAUAAUGAUGGUGGUAAAAACUCUGCACCUCUGAUCAUCUGUCCUGUCAAGGCCUGACCUUAUCAUGACUACUUUAUAGAACAAUAAAAGCGUUGACAACGGUACAUAUAGUCAUUAAAUGCGUCUUUAACCUUUCAUAUCCACAUUGUAAAUGUGCACCAGAAAACAUUUCAUAGCACAAAAGCAGCAGAAAAUAGGAUGCGAAUGGGUUACAGACAUACCAAAAACACAAGCCUGGCUGAUCCAUUUUAAAAUUAAAAGUAUGUUUUGUUAAUUUUUGGUAAGAAAUGCUAAUGUUUGUGAGGUAAUGUGCAGUGAUGUGGUCAAUAAUGAAAAAAGAACACGCCCUAUACACACUACUUGUAAGACACUUUUAUCCAAAGCGACUUACAUACUCAAUACUGUGGCCAAUCACCACAGGAGUAAUUUGGGCUGAAGUGU
Messenger RNA from Notothenia coriiceps (black rockcod), 2208 nucleotides. RefSeq names its product E3 ubiquitin-protein ligase TRIM21-like. Bases 175 to 1824 code for a protein of 549 amino acids. Lineage: Eukaryota; Metazoa; Chordata; Actinopteri; Perciformes; Nototheniidae. The transcript has 2 exons. The record is from RefSeq and is a predicted model, not a curated record. Gene Ontology annotation, molecular function: zinc ion binding; protein binding.